This is a messenger RNA of Argentina anserina (silverweed cinquefoil), 1658 nucleotides long. RefSeq names its product desmethyl-deoxy-podophyllotoxin synthase-like. Gene Ontology annotation, molecular function: heme binding; oxidoreductase activity, acting on paired donors, with incorporation or reduction of molecular oxygen; monooxygenase activity. NCBI's taxonomy places the organism in Eukaryota, Viridiplantae, Streptophyta, Magnoliopsida, Rosales, Rosaceae. The coding region runs from base 9 to 1577 and encodes 522 amino acids. The record is from RefSeq and is a predicted model, not a curated record. The transcript is spliced from 2 exons.
UGCUACAAAUGCUACCCAUCAAAGAUUUUUCUCUUUCAACAUAUCUCCUUCUCUCAACCCUAGCGGUUCUCUUCUGGAAGAGUUCCAGAUUAGGCAAAAGCCAAGUGCUCAAGUCACCCCCAGGACCAUGGAAGCUGCCUAUUUUAGGCAACUUGCUACAGUUGGCUGGUCAUCCACUGCCACACUAUCCAUUGAGAGACCUAGCCAAGAAAUAUGGACCCGUCAUGCACCUGAAACUAGGGCAGUCGACUGCUGUUAUUAUUUCAUCCCACAAUGCAGCCCUAGAGGUGCUGAAGACGAAUGAGAUCACUUUUGCUCAAAGGCCACUGGUUUUGCAAGUCGAAACCAUCAACUUCGGCCGUGGAAGCAUUGCCUUUGCUCCGUAUGGAGAUUUCUGGAGAGAGAUGCGCAAGAUUUGUGUUUCCGAAUUAUUAAGCGUUAAGCAUGUGCAGGCAUUUCGGUUCAUAAGAGAAGAAGAGGUAAAGAACUUUGUUGAAUCCAUUUCCACAUCAUCAUCAAAAUCAGCAGCCAUCAAUUUCAGCGAGGAAAGCUUGCUCUUAACAAACGGCAUUAUAUCGAGGGCAGCAUUUGGAAACAAGUGCAAAUAUCAAAAGGAGUUCCUAGCAGUGCUCGAUGAAGCAUUGAAACUCGGUGGAGGGUUCGACAUACCUGAUUUGUUUCCUUCACUUCGAUUUCUCUGUUUCUUUACUGGGACCAUAACCGCCAUGAGGAAGAUGCGAGACAAGAUUGGAGUGGCACUUGACAGUAUCAUCGAUGAACAUAAGAGGAAAAGAUCAUUGAAAAAUGAUAGACCAGAAGGAGCUGAUCAUGAUGGUAAAGAGGAAGAAGAUCUAGUCGACAUACUUCUAAAACUGCAAGAUUCAAAUAAUGAGCUUGAUUUCAAAUUGACAACCGGCCAGAUCAAAGAUGUCGUUAUGGAAAUCUUCGUGGCUGGAAGUGAGACAUCAGCUGCAACCCUAGAAUGGGCGAUGUCAGAGUUGCUGAAGAACCCAAGAGUGAUGAAGGCGGCCCAAGCUGAGGUGCGGCAAUCAGUACUGCUUACAAGUGAAGAUAACACGUUAGACAAUGUUCAGCACAAAAUGGAUUACUUGAAGUCAAUUGUAAAAGAAACUCUGCGGUUGCACCCUCCUACACCCUUACUUGCAAGAGAAUCAAGGGAAAGAUGUGAGAUAGAUGGAUACGAGUUGCCUGCGAAAACGAAAGCAAUCAUCAACGUAUGGGCACUGGCUAGAGAUCCGGAACAAUGGGGGGAUGAUGCUGAUUCCUUCAAGCCAGAGAGGUUCCUUGAUGACUCGAUGACUGCCAAAAUCGACUUCAGAGGAAGUAACUUUGAGCUCAUUCCCUUUGGAUCCGGUCGAAGAAUAUGUCCGGGCAUGUCAUUUGCAAAUGCAGUGAUUGAGCUAACUCUUUUCCAAUUGCUCUACCACUUUGAUUGGGAACUGGCUAAUGGGAUCAAACCAGAUGAACUAGACAUGACAGAGAGUUGGGGUGCAACAUGUAGAAAAAGGGAUGAUUUGUACAUCAUUGCCACCCCUCAUUUCGAGACCAAGUCCUAAAAUAUGGCACAUGAGAAAGAGAUUUGGGUCACUGAGUGAUUGUGUGAGUGAUCGUGUGGGUAAGUGACCAGGUGUAGCUUA